UUAGCAGCCAGCAGAGAGAAGUGGCCAGAGAGGCCCAGGGGACAACCAGGGACAGGCAGACAUGCGGCCAGGGCCCCAGGGCCUGGACAGGGCCCUCCAGGCCCCGUGACGAGAGGAGCCCGAGCCCCUGGCCCGGGGAGGGGGCCAUGGUGCUGCCUGCCCGACAUGUCAGCCGAGGUGCGGCUGAGGCGGCUUCAGCAGCUGGUGCUGGACCCCAGCUUCCUGGGGCUGGAGCCCCUGCUCGACCUUCUCCUGGGCGUCCACCAGGAGCUGGGCGCCUCCGACCUGGCCCAGGACAAGUAUGUGGCCGACUUCUUGGAGUGGGUGGAGCCCAUCGCGACGAGGCUUAAGGAGGCCCGACUACAGAGGGAUGACUUUGAGAUCCUGAAGGUGAUCGGACGCGGGGCAUUCAGCGAGGUGGCGGUGGUGAAGAUGAAGCAGACGGGCCAGGUGUACGCCAUGAAGAUCAUGAACAAGCGGGACAUGCUGAAGAGAGGCGAGGUGUCGUGCUUCCGCGAAGAGAGGGAUGUGUUGGUGAACGGGGACCAGCGCUGGAUCACGCAGCUGCACUUCGCCUUCCAGGACGAGAACUACCUGUACCUGGUCAUGGAGUACUACGUGGGCGGGGACCUGCUAACGCUGCUGAGCAAGUUUGGGGAGCGGAUCCCGGCCGAGAUGGCGCGCUUCUACCUGGCCGAGAUUGUCAUGGCCAUAGACUCGGUGCACCGGCUGGGCUACGUGCACAGGGACAUCAAACCGGACAACAUCCUGCUGGACCGCUGCGGCCACAUCCGCUUGGCCGACUUCGGCUCCUGCCUCAAGCUGCGGGCAGAUGGAACGGUGCGGUCGUUGGUGGCUGUGGGCACCCCGGACUACUUGUCUCCCGAGAUCCUGCAGGCCGUGGGCGGUGGGCCCGGGACUGGCAGCUAUGGGUCCGAGUGUGACUGGUGGGCUCUGGGCGUGUUCGCCUAUGAAAUGUUCUACGGGCAGACGCCCUUCUAUGCCGACUCCACGGCUGAGACCUAUGGCAAGAUCGUGCACUACAAGGAGCACCUGUCUCUACCACUGGCAGACGCAGGAGUCCCUGAGGAGGCCCGCGACCUCAUCCAGCAGCUUCUGUGUCCCCCUGAGAUGCGCCUGGGCCAGAAUGGAGCAGGCGAUUUCCAGAAACAUCCUUUCUUCUUUGGCCUUGACUGGGACAGCCUCCGAGACAGUGUGCCCCCCUUUACACCAGAUUUCGAGGGUGCCACGGAUACUUGCAACUUUGAUGUGGUGGAAGAUGGGCUCACUGCCAUGGUGAGCGGGGGCGGGGAGACGCUGUCAGACAUGCAGGAAGGCAUGCCGCUUGGGGUCCACCUGCCUUUUGUGGGCUACUCCUACUCCUGCAUGGCCCUCAGGGAUGAUGAGGUCCCGGGCUCCACGCCCAUGGAACUGGAGGCCGAGCCGUUGCCUGAGCCAUUGCAAGAGCCCAGCCUGGAACCCGCAGUGCCCCCACCAGAGGAAAUGGCUGAAACAGCAGUUCCGGCGGCCAUCCCGGAGGCGGUGGCAGAGGCCGAGGUGACGCUGCGGGAGCUCCAGGAGGCUCUGGAGGAGGAGGUGCUUAGCCGGCAGAGCCUGAGCCAGGAGCUGGAGGCCAUCCGGACGGCCAACAAGGACUUCGCCAGUCAACUACGCGAGGCCCAGGCCCGGAACCAAGACCUGGAGGCGCACGUGCGGCAGCUGCAGGAGCGGAUGGAGUUGCUUCAGGCCGGGGGAACCGCAGCUGUCACGGGGGUCCCCAGUCCCCGGGCCACGGAUCCACCUUCCCAUGUAAGACCCCUCUUUUCCCCCUGCGUCAAGCCUGCUACCCCCUUUGCAGACCCUGUCCUUGUCUCCCCGUACCCCCGUCCAGAUUCAGGGCUCACCCCUACCUCUUUGAGGUUCCAGUCAGCAGACACCCUCCACUCAGCCCACAUCUGCCAGAUCUCCCUCGGUUCAGGCCUCUCACCACAUGCCAUCCGGGAUCUCCCUAGAUGUUUUCCCCGACCUCGACUCCCCUCGCUGUCUCUUGCCGGCCGCCUUCCGAGGCGAGCUGGGCUCGGAUCGGGUCACCUGUCCCUUCUCUCUCCAGCUAGAUGGCCCCCCGGCCGUGGCUCUGGGCCAGUGCCCGCUGGUGGGGCCAGGCCCCAUGCACCGCCGCCACCUGCUGCUCCCUGCCAGGGUACGUCCGGCUGCUCACGCCCGCCCGCCGCGCGCCCCCGCCCAGCUCCACGUACCCCGAGCCGCCUCUGCUUAGCUGCGCCUCUGAGGGGCUGGGCCCGCGGCGGGGAGGGAGGAUGCUCGGGCAGCCAAUCCACACAGGUCUCUAGGAGGCAGCCAAUGAUGAGUUCGGACAAGACUUAG
Hippopotamus amphibius kiboko is the source of this 2382-nucleotide messenger RNA. It is a transcript of the gene DMPK, whose product is annotated as DM1 protein kinase. Gene Ontology annotation, cellular component: cytoskeleton; cytoplasm. The record is from RefSeq and is a predicted model, not a curated record. The coding region runs from base 166 to 2382 and encodes 738 amino acids. Gene Ontology annotation, biological process: actomyosin structure organization; peptidyl-threonine phosphorylation. The transcript is spliced from 13 exons. Lineage: Eukaryota; Metazoa; Chordata; Mammalia; Artiodactyla; Hippopotamidae. Gene Ontology annotation, molecular function: protein serine/threonine kinase activity; ATP binding.